UGGACCAUAAUAAGAUCAAACUAGCUGUAAGUCGAGGUUAAAUCAGCUGUUCACCAUAAACAUACAUUUUUUAGUUGUUAUCAUAGUUUUGAUAUUCCUGUAAUUUGGCUGUGUGGGACUGACAAAUAAUAUAUAUAAGCAUGGAAAUCGAAACUGAGGAAAUAUUAGUAGAUCCUGCCACGCCUUCAGAAGUAUUAACCACCGGUGGUUAUUUCUUUAGCCAAUAUGGAUGGUUUAUAUUUGCUGGACUUGUGGUGCUUGGUAUAUAUUGGAAUAAAAUUCAAAAACAUAUAGACCGUUGGUAUGACAAAAGAGAAUCAAGGAAAUAUGCUGAGAAGUACCAUAAAAAUCCAGAUUUAGCAUUAGAGAGAGUAGAAGCUAUGGAAAGAGCUCGGAAGAAGCAGCAGGAAGAGCUGAAUAGAAAAGCACUUGAGCAUCAAGAAAAAAUGAAGGAGCGGGAACGGCAGCAGUUGAUGGAAAAAAUAGCCAAGGCUGAGAAGCAAGAGGGUGGGAACAGACUUGGAAAUGAUAGUGGUCCCUCUAAUUCUAAAGGAUUUAAAUCAGAUUACAACCCUCUAAUGGGAGACUCCAGUAGCAGGUACAAACCUCCAAAGAGAAGUGGCUGUUCUGGCGGAGGCUGUGGAGGUGGCAAGUGAACCAGUGUAAUUUUGUAUAAAUAUAUAUUAAUUAAGAAUGUUAUGUACUUUCCUAUUCUAGCCACGUAUGAGAUAGGUAACUAAUUUGUUAUUAUGGCUUUUGGACUAAAUAAUUUAUUUUAUUAUCCAUAAAAUAUAGAUUGUUGAUCUGAAGUACCUAAGUUAUUAUUUGUAUUGGUUUAUAAUUUUUUUAAUGUAAUAUCAUCAUGAAGUAAUAAUAAUGUAGAAAAACAUUACAAAAUUAAAAACAGAGGAAGUAUUCUGUUGUGAACUUCUAUAGUAAUUGUAAAUGUGUUGUAAUAUUUUUUUUUAUCUCAAUUGUAAUAUUUUUAAUAAAGUUAUACAAUUAUUGUUAAGUACAAGAUUGUAAUUAUUAUAUAUAUUGUUUUAUCCAUGUUAACUAAUUCAAUAAAAUAAUUUUCAAGCGUGAGCAGGUGCAGGAUAUAUAACCUAAGAAGAAGCCUGCCAAAAUUCCUGUGAGACAUGGCUAGAAUAAUUAAGUAUACAACUUUUAAUAUUAGACAUAAAUCCAGGCAAAAAAAUAAUAAAAAUUAAAAUACUAGUUAUAAUUUAAUAUUACAAUCAUCAAACAUCUAUAUGAGCAUUUAUAUAAUAUAUAGUAAUAAUACAGAAUUGCCAUAUAAUUUAUACAAUAUAUUGUUUUAUUAAUUUUAAUAUACAAAAUAGGAAGCCUUGUGAAAGGAUGUCACUUUAUCUAAUAGUUAAUCAGUCUUAUAAUAUAAUAUUACAAACAUAUAUAUUUAUAUAAUAGGCACAAUAUGGCAUAGUAUGAAAUAUUUGCCAUUAAUAAUUUUCAUAAAGAUUUUAAUCUGCAUUGAUUAUUACAAUGCAUUAGUAACACAGUAAGCAUAACUUAUUAAUAAUACUUUUCUUUAAUUGUUAUUUGUUUUAUUAACCAUUUAUUUUUAUUUUAUUGUUAUUUAAUGCCAUUAAACAUUUGUAUUUUUUUCUUUUACAUGCUAAAGAUUUUAUACAAAAUCCGUUAAAAUACAUUUCAUUAAUCAUGGUCAUAAAUUAAUAUUAUUUCAUGUCAUUUUACAAUGUAAUUAAUUUAUUUAGAUCAUUGUUGACAUGA
Molecule: messenger RNA, 1752 nt
Organism: Nezara viridula (southern green stink bug)
Lineage: Eukaryota; Metazoa; Arthropoda; Insecta; Hemiptera; Pentatomidae
Source: the annotation of a GenBank genome assembly